Messenger RNA from Lithohypha guttulata, 2835 nucleotides. RefSeq lists its product as uncharacterized. Gene Ontology annotation, biological process: DNA repair. Gene Ontology annotation, cellular component: nucleus. Gene Ontology annotation, molecular function: ATP binding; ATP-dependent chromatin remodeler activity. The transcript is spliced from 6 exons. Lineage: Eukaryota; Fungi; Ascomycota; Eurotiomycetes; Chaetothyriales; Trichomeriaceae. The record is from RefSeq and is a predicted model, not a curated record. The coding region runs from base 1 to 2835 and encodes 944 amino acids.
AUGACAUCACUAAAGAGAAUCCCGGAGUGGGACAGUGCUGACUACGCCGACGCUCUUUCCUCGCCUUCGCAGGAACAUGACGAUACAGCCAGCGAUUACUUGGGUCCAGCUCUCAGAAAUAUCGACUGGAACGAUUAUGAUGAUUGGGACGUUGUCUUGCAAGAUGCCGAUCCUUUGUGGUCGAAUGAUCGUGUGUCUGAGCAGGAUGCAAUACAGACCAGUGGCUUAGAUCUGUAUCUGAAUAGUGAUCAUGUCCCAGCAACAGCUACAAAUAAUGGUGCGGCCAGUAUCAAGACUUGGAUGACAACUGUGUUGGAAGAGCAGUCUCAGCCUUCGACGACAGGUGGUGCUGACAAUAUCGUUGCUCAAGCGCCUAGAGUCCCUAGUGCUUUCAAUCUGUGCUACGGCAUGAUAAAUCGUGUGACCAUCCAAUUAGUUGGCGAUAUGUCAGAUAUCUCCCGCAUCCUCAGAUCUGCCGACGUCGAACAUGUCCGGUCAUAUUACCUGUUAGAUAUCAAUCUCAUUGACAACAAACUAUAUGUUACGUCACCAAACGGAGAGCCUAUUGCUCAGGUCAACAAACACUUCGAGGAUUCUCUCCUUGAGUCUGUGAAGUUUCAACGUAUUAAGCUGCAAGCUCUUCUUCACAAAACGAGGGUCUUUGAGAUCAUCGGUCAUGCCACCCGUUCUAAAGAUGCGAACAUGAACGUGAAUAUCAAUGUUUACGGCUCAGUCACGAACAGCCAGUCAUUGAGUCAGUUGUUGUCCGUUUCUAAGAUCUGGCUGCAAAGACCUGACUGGUUUGACCCUCAAUCUGACUACCAGAAUCCGCAUGUUUUGAAAAUUCCCGUCGGCCUUUUCGAAAACGAGGCGCAGGUAUCGACCAAUGAUGUUGCGAACCCCGAGGAGGCCUCUCUGCAGGAGUCCAUAGCCGAAGUCUUUUCGCAGCUUACAAGAGACGCGAAUCCAGGAAACAUGACAGGUAACGAGAGACUCUCUACGAACCUUCUACCACAUCAGGAGAAAGCAUUGGACUUUAUGAUUCAGCGAGAGACUGGUCCGAUACCUCCACAAUAUCAGCAAUGGACUGAGGUUACAGGUCAAGACGGAAGCACAUGGUAUCAGCACAAGAUUGCUGGUCUCAAGUCUCGGACCCUUCCAAAAGAGACUGGAGGAGGUGUCCUUGCCGAUGAUAUGGGCAUGGGGAAGACCCUAUCACUACUUGCUCUGAUCGUCAAGUCAUCAGAGGAGGCAUAUUCCUGGUCCACUGAUGAUACAACUCGACUGGACAACGAGAUAUCCUCGGACAAGGUUCUCUCUCCUGCGACUCUGGUGGUCGUCCCAACACCGCUUUUACUGAAUACUUGGCUCGCCGAGACUCGGCAUCAUUUGAGGAUUUCUCUAAGAACAAGAAUCUACCACGGAAAUAGACAAUCAAUCAAGAUACAGGACUUGACUGAUUGCGAUCUUGUGUUGACCACUUACCAAACAUUAGUAUCCGAUACAAGGAAAGGUUCGAGCUUGUUGCAGGAUGUCGCCUGGUAUCGACUCGUACUUGAUGAGGCACAUAUCAUUCGCAACCAAUCGACCUUCUUCCAUAAGCGGGUGACUCAGCUUCAAGCAAGAUAUCGAUGGUGCUUAACAGGAACCCCAAUUCAGAAUAGUCUAGAUGACAUUGGUGCACUAUUUACCUUCCUGAGAAUAUACCCUUUUGAUCGUCUGAGUACAUUUCGAAAAUGCGUUACUGAGCUUUGGCAAUCUGGUGGCAGCAGAAAAGUUCAAGCAAAGCAAAACUUGGUACAAUUGAUUGAUUCUCUCUGUUUGCGCCGACUGAAAGACCUGCUCAACCUCAACUAUAUCGAAGAGCAAAUCCGGCACGUCGAGUUGUCAGAAGACGAGCGAAUGCAGUACACCCACACAAAAGAAGACAUGAAAAGAGCCAUGCACAAUAACGUUGAUGAUUAUGACACCGACAAUAGAUUCGGCAUGUUUCAGGCUCAGUUGCAACUGCGUCUACUGUGUAACCAUGGCACUUUCCAGCAUCGAUUUCAUUGGGCACGUGCAAGAACACUAGCUGACUGCGACUGUCUUAUCAUCCAGGAAGAUGCGUCGGCCCUGGUCGGUAGAAACGGGGAUGUGAUGUGCUCGGCUUGCUUCACGACAAUCCUGUCCUCAGAUUUGGAAUCAGCCUACCAGUUCCAGCGAUCGUGCUCUCACGUUUUGUGUACAGAUUGCCAGCUAGGCAAUAGUGUAGACUGUCCUCUAUGUGAAGCGGCGUCGUCCCACCAGAAGCACGAUCACAAAGUCAAACGUGCUCGAUUUGACACUACACAUCAAGGUUACUUUCGAAUAGAUGGACAUUCUUCAAAGCUGCUCGCUCUUGUGGACGAUCUGCGAACACUGGGAGUCUCGGACAAAAGCAUAAUCUUCUCGCAAUGGACAACGACGCUGAAUCUUGUCGGACAAUAUCUCCAAGGACGCGAUAUUUCGUAUGGACGCAUCGAUGGCACAGAUGAUUUCAAAGUUCGACAGGACACAUUGGACAGGUUCAAGAGGGAAGACAACUUCAAAGUUUUGCUCAUGACCACUGGGGUUGGUGCUUUUGGCUUGGAUCUCAUUGCAGCAAAUCGCGUAUUCCUUCUCGAGCCACAAUGGAAUCCCAGUGUCGAAUUGCAAGCCAUUGGCCGCACGAUGAGAAUUGGUCAGCAGAGAAAGGUGCUUGUGACACGGUAUAUCGUGCUUGAUAGUGUAGAAACGGACAUGCAGGACAUGCAGAAGCGCAAGCUUGGUAUGGCAGGCAUCGCUAGCAGUAGUGGUAGGCACGUUGACCUAUGA